Messenger RNA from Acanthochromis polyacanthus (spiny chromis), 2969 nucleotides. RefSeq names its product taste receptor type 1 member 3. The record is from RefSeq and is a predicted model, not a curated record. Gene Ontology annotation, biological process: sensory perception of sweet taste; sensory perception of umami taste; G protein-coupled receptor signaling pathway. The coding region runs from base 66 to 2648 and encodes 860 amino acids. Gene Ontology annotation, molecular function: G protein-coupled receptor activity. Gene Ontology annotation, cellular component: membrane. Lineage: Eukaryota; Metazoa; Chordata; Actinopteri; Pomacentridae. The transcript has 8 exons.
GAUGCGCUGACACAUAUGCAGACUGUUCUCAAUCCUCUGCCUUCAGUCUCCAGUUUAUCUGCAGCAUGGCUUCAUGUUUCAUUCUGCUGCUUGUGUGUUGGGUGUUCACACCGAGCUGCAGUGUGAGUCCACCCGAGUGGUUCCACAACAUUUCUACCAGCAUCUUCAGUUCAUCAGGAGACAUUAUGCUCGGGGGGCUUUUUCCCAUUAAGCUGCUCACCAGCAACCUCAGCCUGAGGAGGGAGCCCGACAACAUCAGCUGUGAGAGUAUUAAUGACUACGGACUGGGCCUCGCUAUAGUCAUGAAAUAUGCUGUGGAUGAGAUCAACGCAAACCAAACUCUGCUCCCUGGCGUCAAGUUAGGUUAUGAAAUGUACGACACAUGCAGACAAGCUGCCGUCGUGGUGAAGCCUACAAUCUCCUUCCUCACCGCAAAAUCCGACAAAGUGCUGUCUGUGAAAUGUAACUACACGGACUAUGAGACCAGUGUAUCUGUCGUCAUUGGGCCUUACAGCUCAGAGAUGGUGUCGAUCAUCGGGAAACUUCUGGGAUUCUUUCUGAUGCCACAGAUUAGCUACGGUGCCACCAGUGACAAAUUCUCUGACAGUCAUCUCUACCCGUCAUUCUUCCGUACGGUGCCCACUGACAAACGGCAAGUGGACGUCAUAGCACAGCUAAUGAAAGAGUUUAACUGGACCUGGGUGGCGGUGGUGGGCAGUGAAGAAGAAUAUGGACAACAGGGCGUGCAGCAGUUUUCCAAAGUGGCAGAAAACAUGUCCAUCUGUGUGGCCUAUCAGGGCCUGAUUCCAGUUUACACUGACCCUUUGCCAGUGGUUGAAACGAUUAUUGAAAAUAUCAAUGCCACCAAUGUCAGUGUGGUAGUGGUGUUUUCUCUAGCAGAGCAGGCUGAGGUCCUUUUUAAAGAGGUUAUCCGCAGGAAUGUCACAGGUGUGUGGAUCGCCAGUACAAGUUGGGCCAUUCACAAUCGAUUGACUUCGCUCCCCAACAUCCAAAAUGUUGGUACAAUCAUUGGGUUCAUUGACAAGACACAGAUCCUGGAUCUGCUCACUGACUACACACAGGAGCUCUUCCUCAAACUGAGCCAGGAGAGGGCCGACAUGCCCCCUCCAGCGACAAAUCCUGGCAAUCCUGACAAUCCCUGUCCACAGUGUUGGAACUUGUCACCUGCUAAUAUUAGCCUGGUAACAGACCCUGCAGUGAAGCGCACAGCUUUUGGUGUGUAUGCUGCCGUCUACAGUGCAGCGCAGGCACUGCACAACCUGCUGGAGUGCAAUGCAACUUCGUGUAAGUGGGACCCAGGAACCAAAAUCUAUCCCUGGAAGUUGCUGGAGGUUAUCAGGAAGACUACUGUUGACAUAAACGGCGAACAUUUAGUUUUUGACAGUCAUGGCAACCCAAACAUAGGCUACGAUGUGAUUCAGUGGGAGUUCAAACCCACAGGUGGUGUGAAGUUCAACACUGUUGGAAACUUUUCAGAAAAACUAUUAAUCAACAGUGCACUCUUUAAAUGGAACACUUCAGCGGACCCUCUAAGGAAAGAGGUUCCUCAGUCCACCUGUUCAGCAGACUGUGAACCAGGCCGGGUCCGCAGAGUCAAAGGUUUCCAUUCCUGCUGUUUUGACUGUAUCGACUGUUUGCCCGGCACUUACCAGGCAAAUACGGAGGACAUCCAGUGCACUAAGUGUCCUGAGCGUCAGUGGUCCCUGAUCAACAGCACUAACUGCACUGCCCCCGUCUUUGAAUUUUUGUCCUUUAACACGACUGAGGCCCGGAUAAUAAUUCUGAUCGGGGUGGCACUGCAGAUAUGUCAGGGGUCGGUGGCCAUCUUGUUCCUGAUGCACCGAGGGACACCCCUGGUAAAGGCCUCAGGGGGACUCCUGAGUUUUGUGGCUCUGCUCGGCCUGAUGGGAACCUGUUUCAGUCUGCUGCUCUUCCUGGGGGAACCAGGAGACGUGGUGUGUCGUCUUCAGCUGCCCCUCACCUCCAUUUUCCAAACUGUUUCUCUCUCAGUUAUCUUGUCUCUCUCGCUGCAGAUUUUCUACGUGACAGAGUUCCCAGAGAUGGCCGCCUCUUACCUUCACAUAAUAAGAGGCCCUGGAAGCUGGUUGUUUGUGUUCACCUGCUGUGCUGUGCAGGCUGGUCUCUGUGGCUGGUUUGUCCAAAAAGGACCCUCACUGUCUAAAUAUGUGGCAGAUAUGACGAUAGACUUUGUGAAAUCAUUCCUGUCAUGUCCAGUGGAACCUUUGUCUGGACUGGCCCUAAUGCAAGGUUUCAAUGGCGCAAUGGCUCUUGUGUCGUUCAUGUGCACCUUCAUGGCAAUGAAGCCUCUUCACCAGUAUAACCUGGCCAGGGACAUCACCUUUUCCACCCUGAUCUACUGUGUGACUUGGGUGAUCUUUAUUCCUAUCUACAUCGGUUUAGAGCCCAAGUCUAAGUCAGUCGUCCAUGUUUAUUUCACCUUGGCAAGCAACUUUGGACUAAUGGCAGCCUACUACUUCCCAAAGUGCUACUUCCUGUUAAGGAAACCUGAUCUCAAUACACCAAAGCACUUCUGCACUUUCUUGGAGGGCGUCCCACCAACACAGGCUCAGGAGGAGCCACAGCCACAGCCACAGCCAGAGAAAUAAACGAGGACUCCUACUGCACUGCUUUAUGAAUAAAACCAAGAAUAUAGAUUUGCAUGCUUUUGUACAUAAAGUUGUAAAUGAACAAAAAUAGCAUAGUUUAGACCUCAAGGCAAAAGAAAAUGCACUAUUAUAUCAGGCAACAAUAACUUUCUUCCCUGAAUGAAUCUGUAAUCAUGUAAAAGAAAAGACACGUUAAUUUCUCAUGCAUGAAGUCUUGAAACAAUAUAUUGUGUAUAAUUAUAUUAUGAUUAUUAAUAAUAAUUUGAGAAAAUUAAUGAUGUUGAUAUGAAUAUUCGUAACAACUGCAUUAACUGAAAUUGG